Molecule: messenger RNA, 2721 nt
Organism: Nomia melanderi (Alkali bee)
Lineage: Eukaryota; Metazoa; Arthropoda; Insecta; Hymenoptera; Halictidae
Source: RefSeq, a predicted model, not a curated record
UUCUGGUAAGUAAGAAGUGCUGGAAGAAAGUUCCGCGAAAGUGGUGAUAUUGUUAUAAAAAUGGAGCCCUUGUUUCAAAUAAACAUUGAAAACCUUGAUGUCAUAUUCGUGGACAUGAAGAAGAGGUUAAUGAUGAACGACGAGGACGUUCAGAUAGCGUGCGUCGAGCGAAUAACUAACCUAUUCAAAGGUGCUGCCAGCAGUGAGGCGGUUCUUUCCAAACUUAUUAAGUUCGAUGUACUGUCGGCCAUAUUGGAAAUUCUCCAUACACUUAGUAAUCGUCUUCUUCCAAUUAUUCUCGAUUUUCUGGACAUGGUAAUCGUACAUCAAAAGUUUUACGAGUGCCACGUAGCAAUGGAUGCUGUGAACUCGAUCUUAAAAGUUACCAUUUGCGUUAUCAAGUCUCGGUGCAAAGAAAAUCAGCUUCUGGAGAAACUAGUUUUCGUUAUUCACGAUAUAUUGAACAGAGCGGUGGAAUUGAACGUGGACUUUGAGACGGUUUGCGUGCCGCGGCAAGUUCUUUGCCUCCUGAGAUCUUUGAUCUCGGAGGACUCGCCGGAUCCGAAGUUGAAAUUUCCCGCAGUCGCGUUGCUCAAUAUCGUUCUUGAACACGCGGACGUAGAAGAGGAAUGGGAGGACGUCGCGUUCGAACUCUGCCACAAAGCUCUCGACUUAAUGAAAGAGACCGUUGACUACAGUGACGACGAAGCCUCGAUCCCGCCGGCCGCGGCUGCGUUGUGCGCUGUUUGCGCUUCCGGUGCUCGGCUCUGUACGGUAAUAAACUCUCGCGCGGAUACGUUCGGGAAAAUUCAACAGCGGGAAGCAGCACUGACGAAAUCUGUCUACUCGGCGACGAUGAACACGCUGAUACCUUACCUGAAAAACGAGGAGCCGAACGAAACGGACGGGAUGAAAUUCCGUAGGAACCUUGUCGCUGCUUUGAACAGCCUUUACAAGCUGCCCGAGUGCAGCCACGACAACUUGUCGAACCACUUGACCGCCAACGGAUAUCUGAAACGAUUCUUGCUUUCGACCACCAGACUCCCAGAAAACCUCCGUCGCAGUACUUGCGUGCUAUUGUCGCGGGCCGUAACAACCCUCGCGGCUAAAUCAAUGGCGAUUGGCCAGUGGCCCGACGGCGCGGCUGCCUUCGAGAAUUUAAUGCGGCGCGGCUUGCUCGACUUGCCAAAGGACCAGCGGCAGUGGAACGACGUUCUGGCUCGUCACGAAAACAGCGCGACCGCCUUGAUGACGCUAAUUUAUUACCACUACCACGGGACCAGGGAACACGACAUGAUAUGCUUGAGAUCGCUCGUCAUCAGGACCAUGAAUCUUCCGACGUCUCAACGGACGUCCGCGCAGGCCCUCAAAGUUCUGUGGUUCCUGUUCGCCGUCGGAUCUGUCUCUCACCCGUGUCCGAACUCGGAACAAGAUUACAGCAACGCUGUGAAACGAUUGGCAGCGAUCUUGCGACACUCGAGAUUGAACGAGUGUUACACUCAUCACAUCGAUCUGCUUCGAUUCUGCUUGACGUGCUCCGACGUGCCUAAGGACUUGAGGAACAAGGCGUUGGACCUUUGGCUGGUGGAGGCUGACGGGGACAUCAAGCCUUUGAUGACGCUGGAUUGCGGCCGAGUCGUUAAACAUUACUUAUUGCUUGUCAUACAGACUGGUUACUCCGAGAAGAUCAUCAAGCUGGCGAUGAAGGGGAUCCGGGAGAUGAUACGCGACGAUAAUGCCAGGGAGAUCGGCGAAAUAGUUUGGCACAUGCUGCCCGAUCUCCUUUCUUCCUCCGCACCUGACAAAGACGAGCAGAUCAAGGCGAUCCUGGAGCUGGCGAACAUUUUCAUUCCCGAUUCCCUGUCCUCGAGCAUAAAGAGUCGCUGUGCGGACUGCCUCGCGACCAUCAUACUGAAGAGGAGCUCCGACUUGGGACUGAGGACGCAGGCAAUAAUGCAGUCGUACGUCUUGCUGGUCACGUCCGCGACGUCCAAGCCAUUUACAAUUCUGGAGAAGUACAUCAAGGCGCCGAAUUUCUUAGAGGAGCUGAUCGCGCGUGGAUUUUCAGAGGAGACGCCGGAAUUGUCCGCCGUUUGCCUGAAGCUGCUCGCGUUCAUCGUCCACUGUCACGGUAGAUCGACGUUCCAGCGCGAUAAGCCGUUGGCGAUUGACGUGCAGAGCUUAGCCGAUUUGCUGUUAAAUACGAGAAAAUCUGUCCACUUCGCGAUCAAUGGGAUGCAACUAGCGCUGGAACUUUUCACUCAAAAUAUUGACGGGUCGCCUGUCAGGCUGGACGGAGUCGAGCGUGGCGCGGUCAAUCUGUACGAGACGAUGUGGAUUGUUCACGGGAUAAGCGACCCAGUCCAGAGUGACGUCGUCUACCAAUGUCUCGAGGGUAUCCUCAGGUUCUGCCACGAACACGCGGAGGCCCUGAUGUACCACUUGUGCACCCUGAUGAGCAACUACGACCUAGUCACGUCUACCUUCGCGUCUCCUCGCGUGUCCUGUAAUUUUCUGAACUUCGUCUCGACCUGGCUGCGAUAUCGGAGAAGAUACUGCGAUGAUGAAGGACCCUGGACCGAGAAAUCCCUUUGCAAAACAUUGUUCGAAGAGACUUGCGACUGCAUUUUCAAGUACGUGAACGCUGCAAAGGACGACAAGGCAGAUACCGCGUUGCACAGUCUUCGUUACGCGGUGAGUGCUUCAAACAACGUAAUAUAA